Molecule: messenger RNA, 3129 nt
Organism: Cyprinus carpio (common carp)
Lineage: Eukaryota; Metazoa; Chordata; Actinopteri; Cypriniformes; Cyprinidae
Product: retinol dehydrogenase 8
Biological process (GO): estrogen biosynthetic process
Cellular component (GO): cytoplasm
Molecular function (GO): estradiol 17-beta-dehydrogenase [NAD(P)+] activity
Source: RefSeq, a predicted model, not a curated record
GCAUAAUAAACUAAAAAAACAGCCUUUUGAAUGAUAUGUAAAUGAUGUUGUGUUUUAUCCGAUAUUUCUUUUAGAUCACAGUGGUGUAUAGACCUUGUGUCCCAGCAGUCUUAAUGUUACAUAUUGCCCACCACAUGUCUAGACUGGAGUGACACGUGGAUCAUUCUGCUGAGUCUUUAUGCUUUGGAUUAGACAGUGUUUUAGCUCAUCUCUCAAGCUCUCACUCAUUCUGUCUCCUUAUCUUCUUUCCAGUUCUCCUUAGCCUUCAUUUGCUUCUUGUUCUUUGUCUCACCGUAUCAUCAGAAAAAGCAGCCAUGAAUCAGAAGGUUGUACUGAUCACUGGUUGCUCUUCUGGCAUUGGAUUGGCACUUGCGGUUCGUCUCGCCAAAGAUGAGAAGAAGAGAUUUAUGGUGUAUGCGACCAUGAGGAACCUGGCUAAAAGUGAAGCUCUGGUGGAGGCAGCAGGUCGUACAUUGGGCAGGACCCUGGAGAUCAAGCAGCUCGACGUGUGUGAUGAGAAAUCUAUCAAAGCCUGUGUGGACAACCUGCCGAUGCGCAGUGUUGACAUUCUCAUUAGUAAUGCUGGAAUGGGAAUGAUUGGCCCCAUUGAGUGUCAGACCAUUGAUGAGAUGAAAACUGUCAUGGACACUAACUUCUUUGGGCUUGUGCGACUCUUGAAGGAGAUUCUGCCUGGUAUGAAGAAGAGAAAAAGUGGCCACAUAGUGGUAAUCAGCAGUGUGAUGGGGAUUCAGGGUAUUUUGUUUAAUGACAUUUAUGCUGCUUCCAAGUUUGCUGUUGAAGGAUUCUGUGAGAGUCUGGCAGUUCAAGCUUUGAGAUUUAAUCUGAAUAUCAGCCUCAUUGAACCAGGACCCGUCAUCACAGAGUUUGAACGUAAGGUGUUUGAGGAAGGCGUGAAGAUAGACCUCUCCAAAGCUGAUAAAGUGACAGCAGAUAUGUUUACCAACAUCUACUUGAAGAAUUACAACCAGAUAUUCCAGAGUCUUGGACAAACUCCAGAGGAUGUUGCAGAGCACACAUUCAAAAUGAUUACCAUGGAGAACCCACCAUUUCGGCAUCAGACUAACAGUCUGUACACCCCCAUGACCACCCUAAAAUAUGCAGAUCCAAAUGGUGACCUUCCCAUUGAAACCUUCUACAAAAUGGUGUUUGAACAUGACAAGGUGUUCAAUGCAAGUCUCAAUUUCCUCAAGCUUCUGCGCUGGAGAAGCCGUAAAAGCUUCACUUUGGAUAAAGACAAGAAUGCCUCUUAAAGAAUGUUCUGCUGGAGAUCUGGGGGUAUUCCAGAAAACAGGUUAAGCAAGGUAACUGGGUAAGUUUACCCAAAGUAAAUGGACAACCUUAGCUUUCGGUUCCAAAAACUAGGUAACUUACAGGGUAUGUAAAUAGCCAUACAGCAAUUAUAUAAUACUUUAAAAUAAUAGAAAUAUAAUACUUUAAAAUAUUAUUUUUAAUAUAUAUAUAAAAUAUAAUUUAUAAAUUGAAAAUACAACUGACAAACACAUCACACCAUAUCACAAAUGUAGAAGUAAUGUGGCGAAAUCUGAAAAAAUAAAAAUAAAUCUACGCGUACAUGGCAGGGAUGUCUAGUCUUUCUCCAUGAGGGCUAUUUUCUUGCAGAAUUUAGUGCCAACACAUCUGCCUAGAAAUUACUAGUGAUCCUGGAGACUUUUAUUAGCUGGUGUGUUUAAUUGGUGCUGAAGCUAAACCGGGGCCACUUUAAGGUGAGCCUCCAAGGUUAACAAAAAAGAAGUGUAGCGCUGUGUUACACUGGGGAGGAGACGAAGCUGUUUCUUAAAGGAUGUCAAUGGAGGCUUUCAUAUGCUGAAUAAACUGCCUUUGUGAGGAAACAGCCUUUCACUUAAUGAAUUGACAACCUAUUGGCUAAUCUUCAACAUUAUUUACCAAUAAAUAUUUAUUUGGAUUUAUCUUUUUUUUUUUUUUUUUUUGAUGCUAAAGUCACAGACUAUUUUUAUUUCUCUGUUAACUCUGACAUCAAUUCGAUGAUGUUUAGGAAAUAAUGUAGGGAUCUCCAACAGUGCUCUUGGAGAGUUACUGUCUCGGGGUGCAUUUCCCAAAAGCAACUAUGGUCACAGAGUUCAAGGGAGCUUGAAUUAUCAAGUAACUCUGAACACCUUGAUUAGCUGGUUCAGGUGUGUUUGAGCUGAACUCUGCAGGAUGGUAGCUCUCUAGGAGCAGGUUGGAGACCCCUACGAUAAUGUGAUCCUAGACGACUGUUAUGCUUUUGCCAGUGGUAGAGAUGCGGAGGUUAGUAUCUCUUCAAAAUAAAAGGAAUAUCUCUGGCUAAACUCUGCUGGAUGGUAGCCCUUUAGGGGCAGGAUGGGACACCCCUGGCCAUAAUACAGCUAUAAUAUCUUUGCAACCAAUAAUAUCAUUUAUUUUAUCACUGAAAGUCACUGAAGUACAGCAGCCUCCGAAGAAAGAGGAAAUAGAAAAAGAAUGUGUUUAAAAAAUAGGCUGCAUAAUAGACAGAGGUAGUGAUGUGAGCUGCUUCUUAGCAUUUGUUUUCAUGGUGUUUCUUUCUUCAAUUUGACACUCUGUUGAGAAUGUAUUUGUGUUCACUGUAAAGUCUGAGUUUUAAAACACCAGGCAUCAUACACUUGUUGACCUGUAAAUGGUUACACAGAAACAUAACUGAGCAUUAUUACCUGAUUUUCAAGUGUGCCUCAUUACUAAGAACAUACUAGACAAAUAAAAACAAUUUGUUCUCAAGGAAAAAUAUCAGACAUGUUUGAUAACCUCCAGCUUGGUGGAAUCAUAGUCUGAAGCCCAUCAUAGUCUGUGCCCAUCAUACACUAUGCAGUUUUCUGCAAAAUCUGUCCACAUUGACUGCUGAAAACUGGCCAUCUAGCAUCAGUGUCUCCAGACUGAAAAAAAAUCUGGGCAAACAUCUGGGUAAAAUUCAUUGUGUAUUCCAGCCUUAACUCUAGACUGUGUUUCCAAUAAUCGCACACAAGUUAAUCAACCAUGAGUUCAGGAUUUAUAUGACACAAUAAAAUUGUUUUCUGCAAUACCUCUAAGGACAACUGACCUGUUCUGUUUAAGAUCAUUUCAUUAUAUAUGAAUAAAGCAAAUCUGCAUAAAACAAAA